Molecule: messenger RNA, 1260 nt
Organism: Prunus armeniaca (apricot)
Lineage: Eukaryota; Viridiplantae; Streptophyta; Magnoliopsida; Rosales; Rosaceae
Source: the annotation of a GenBank genome assembly
AUGGAGUCGAAGCCUGAUCGAAUUGAACGGAAGGUUCCAUCCCAAUUACCGCCAUUCCGUCUCUGGUUGAAUUGGAUCGACAAUGGCGCAUUUUUGUACGACCAACCGUCAAUUGGAAAGCAAGGGAUAUCUGCACUUGAUUUUGACAGAAAGGGAAUAUACCUGGUAUCUGUGACAAAAUCGGGGUGUCUAACAGUGCAUGAUUUUGAAACUCUUUAUUGCCAGAGUAAUGAACCUUUGCUACGCUUGCAGGAAGAUGAAACAAAACAUGUGGUGCACCUUUCUUUACCUCAACAACUAGACUUUGUCCGGUGGAAUCUUGCUAACCAAGAUGAGGUUGUUUGCACAUCUAUGAAAAGGAAUGAAGUACUUAUAUUUGAUAUUGGUAUUAUCUCUUCUAAACCAUCCGAGGUGUUAAGAACAAGACCUAGUGUUUCUGUUCUUGGGUCUAAUAUUCAUAAAGGUCUUACUGAUAUUGCUACUUCACUUGACGAUUCCAGGAUACUGGCUUCUGAUACAUAUGGUGUAAUCAAUGUAUGGGACAGAAGAAUGAGUAAAUUUCCAUGUCUUGAACUUACAACGGAUUCCCGUGGCACCCUUAAUAGUAUACAAUUAAAUGCGGAGGAUCAGAUCAUUUUUGGAGCUGGAAAGCGUGGAUUUGUUUAUGUAUGGGAUCUUCGUGGUGGAAGAACGUCUUCUGCUCUUCUGAGUAAUAAAGAAAUACGUCAUCCGCCUCUAACUUCAUUGAAGUUAUCGUCAUUGUUAGAGAAAAUUGGGCCUCUGAAGGCACAAUCAGACAUUGUUUCUAAGGAAAUACACUCCAUUAAUAUUGAUCCAUCUUGCCCGCACCAAUUGGCAUUCCAUCUUGAUGAUGGUUGGUCAGGUGUAUUGGAUGUUUACAAUUUUGAAGUUACGCAUAUUCAUUGUCCUCCACCUGCUUGGUUAAAUGAUCCUGGCGUGUCAGCUGAUCUGUUAUAUUUGAGAAAACCUUCAUGGCUGCCAAUAAAUUCGAUCUACGUGGUUGGAUCAUCAACCGACAAUGGAAUUCAUAUUUUGGAUUUCUAUCCAGAUUCAAGCUCUCCUAGCCAUGUGGACUACAAAGAGGAUACACAGAGUCUUUCUGGGGUAAAGAAACAAGAUAUGAAAAACAGGUUUGUUCCAUUGUCUGAAGGAGUUACUGCAUGUGCAGUUCAUCCCCUCAACAGUACCAUCAUAGCUGGAACAAGGGUAGCUGGUUGUGAAGGAAAAUGGUUCACUUGA